Messenger RNA from Lampris incognitus (smalleye Pacific opah), 834 nucleotides. RefSeq names its product testis-specific serine/threonine-protein kinase 6-like. The record is from RefSeq and is a predicted model, not a curated record. Bases 1 to 834 code for a protein of 277 amino acids. The transcript has a single exon. Gene Ontology annotation, cellular component: cytoplasm. Gene Ontology annotation, biological process: protein phosphorylation; intracellular signal transduction; microtubule cytoskeleton organization. Gene Ontology annotation, molecular function: ATP binding; protein serine/threonine kinase activity; tau-protein kinase activity. NCBI's taxonomy places the organism in Eukaryota, Metazoa, Chordata, Actinopteri, Lampriformes, Lampridae.
AUGUUCACGCCGAAGGUGCUGCGUCAGAAGGGGUACAGGAUUACAAGAUUAAUCGGAGAAGGAAGUUUUUCGAAAGUCAAACUGGCCAGGUCACAGACACGUGGCUCUGAGGUGGCUAUCAAAAUUGUGAAUGGCAACUUAAUAUCUCCAGACGUUGCCACCAGGUUUCUACCCAGGGAGCUGGAACUUUUGAACAUCAUCAGCCACGAAAAUAUUGUUCGCGUAUUUGAAAUAAUUGAGAGCCAUAAUGGAAAAGUCUACAUUGCGAUGGAGCCGGCGGCAUCUGACCUCCUGCAGAGGAUCAACGAGGUCGGAAGGAUGUCAGUGGACGAGUCCAGGACCAUUUUCACCCAGACUGUUAACGCGGUCCGCUACCUCCACCAAAACAACAUUGUCCACCGAGACCUCAAGUGUGAGAAUAUGCUGCUGAUGUCAGACGGCCGAGUGAAAAUCACCCACUUCGGUUUCGGGAGGUUUUCAAUGGGAUACCCUGACUUAAGCAGCACGUACUGCGGUACCCUGGCCUAUGCCCCACCAGAGGUAGUGAAAGGCAUACCAAACGAUCCCCAAAAACACGACGUAUGGAGCAUGGGCGUUAUUCUGUACUUCAUGGUCGCAGGAUGCCAGCCCUAUGAUGACUCCAGCCCUGACCGAUUAAUAGAGGCCCAGGGCAAACCUGUAGUCUAUCCAGAUGACUUGCUAUUGCCGGCGUCCUGUCAGGCAUCCAUCUCCUAUCUCCUCCACUACGCACCUAGUACCAGACCCCGCAUCCAGCAGGUGGCUCAGCACUCGUGGCUACAACAGGCGGCCGAAAAUAACAACGAAGCACAAUAA